AUGGACAUAUUUUUGGAGAAUCUGUUUACUUGCUCGAUUCUUCAAGUGAAUUUCCUUUACUCCUGUUCAACGGAUGGCAUUUUCACAGAGCUGAUCGAGUCCGAAUAUCGCCCUUUUCGGAUUAUCCCUCAUAUCAUUCCAAUUGUUGCUAUUAUUGUCAAAGAUGAGACGCCUACGGUCAUUACUAGCGAGUUAGGAGCCGAUUGGGUCGAUCUGAACACUGUACUCCGUCAUUCCUACAGUAAUAUUGAGCAAUAUUCGCAGGUUCACAAUUUUGUAGUGGCCUCGUUGGCUGACGUCUACUACCAGUUAAAUUUGUUGAAAUGUUACGUCAUCGAGCCACAGUUCUUUUGUGAUAACGUCUUCUGGCUGCUGUGUGAUCCUUUUGUCACAAAUGUUGACGAAUGUCCUUAUGAAGAUUUUGCCUAUCAUAGGUUUGUUCAGUAG
Haemonchus placei is the source of this 447-nucleotide messenger RNA. Lineage: Eukaryota; Metazoa; Nematoda; Chromadorea; Rhabditida; Trichostrongylidae. The record is from the annotation of a GenBank genome assembly.